CCUCAAAACUCCUAAAAUACACAUAGAGAGAGAGAGAGAGAGAGAGAGAGAGAGAGAGAGAGAGACGAAAACCUCUACAAUCUUACAAAACCUUCAAUCGCUUAAUCAUGCCGGUCGUCCCCAUCUGCUCCGUCCCUCAAUCUCGCGAAGGGUAUUACGCGACGAACAACCAGUUUCAGAUGAGCGGACCAAAAGGGUUCACGGAAUUCAAGAUAAUGGAGAACGACGACCUGUUCGUGAGGAUCGACCUGCCAGGCGUCCCGAGAAACGGCGUGAGCGUAAAACUGGACGGAUCGAAGAAGACGCUGGCGAUCGAGGCGCUGGCCCCCAAGGAGCACAAACACGACUUGUCCCCGAGGAGGUAUUCCACUUCCACUGGACUCGUCUGCGACUGCUGCUUUAUCUCCAGAUUUUGCUUCGACAUGCUUGACGGCGUCCUCAGGCUUCUCCUCUCCAAGACCAAGAUCAACGCUUCCCGCCCUUCCUGCCUCGAUAUUGCGAGUCGCCCACACGCUCGCGUUUGCACCGAUCCUUUUGACCCGAGAUUAACGGGUCGGGAAUUAGCGCCGCACCCGUGUGUAGUGGAAGGGCCGGAGAUGGCUUACGAGUGGAAGCAGCUACAGAACGGGGGAAUGUACGUAAGGGUAGACAUGCCUGGCGUCCCCAAGGAGAGGUUCAAGGUUUUGGUCGAAUGUGGUCGGGUUAUGGUCAUCGGCCAAUCCCCUGCCGUCGGAUUCGACUCCCAUGGCCGAUCCUACGGCUCUAACGUCGCCAUGCUCUCCUCCCUUGCUGACAUCCCCAGCCGUCGCAUCAAGACCAUUGCCAAGAACGGUGUCCUUCGCCUCAUCAUCCCUCCCGUUUAGAUCAAUCAAUCAAUCAUCAUCUUUGUGUCUGAAUGUGCUCCUUGUUAUGUUUCUGGACUUUGAAGUCUUCUCUCGCCUUCCAACUGUCUGAACUGAAACAUCUUUAGAGUUGUCUAGUUAGUCAGUUAUCCAUGGUUAUC
Tarenaya hassleriana is the source of this 1003-nucleotide messenger RNA. RefSeq names its product putative 57 kDa heat shock protein. NCBI's taxonomy places the organism in Eukaryota, Viridiplantae, Streptophyta, Magnoliopsida, Brassicales, Cleomaceae. The transcript has 5 exons. The record is from RefSeq and is a predicted model, not a curated record. Bases 108 to 863 code for a protein of 251 amino acids.